Polyodon spathula (Mississippi paddlefish) is the source of this 3186-nucleotide messenger RNA. It is a transcript of the gene tsr1, whose product is annotated as TSR1 ribosome maturation factor. The record is from RefSeq and is a predicted model, not a curated record. The transcript has 15 exons. Lineage: Eukaryota; Metazoa; Chordata; Actinopteri; Acipenseriformes; Polyodontidae. Gene Ontology annotation, cellular component: preribosome, small subunit precursor; nucleus. Gene Ontology annotation, molecular function: U3 snoRNA binding; GTP binding; GTPase activity. Bases 36 to 2456 code for a protein of 806 amino acids. Gene Ontology annotation, biological process: endonucleolytic cleavage of tricistronic rRNA transcript (SSU-rRNA, 5.8S rRNA, LSU-rRNA); maturation of SSU-rRNA from tricistronic rRNA transcript (SSU-rRNA, 5.8S rRNA, LSU-rRNA); ribosome biogenesis.
UGUGAACCCGUCCUAUAUACUCCGGAGCGUGGAAAAUGGCUGGCGGUGCAGAGCAGCAGCAGGCUCACAGAGCCGGGGUGUUAAAACAGAAAAACAAGCACCACAAACACGGCAAACAUCGGACCAAGGGCGAGAUUGAGCGGGAGAACAAAGGAAGGGUAGCUGUCAAGACUCUCAGUAAGAAGCAGAAGAAGGAGCAGAGGAAGCAGGACCGCAGACACAAAGCCAGCCAGCUCCGCAGAAACAAGAAGGACACUGUCCUCUCAGAGAAGAGGCAGCUGGGCAGUAAAGACGGCCCCCCACACCUUGUGGCGGUGAUCCCACUGCAUGCUGGGAUUGACGUCCAGAAUGCCCUGCGGCUGCUCCGGAGUGCUGAGACGGGAUCGGUGCACGAGGGUGCUGGGGGAGGGGACAGUUUUGGGCUUGUCCUGCCACGAUUCAAGCAGAGACUAAUCUUCAUCAAACCCAACGCAGCGGACCUGCAUGCUGUACUGGACCUGGCGAAGGUUGUGGAUACCCUGCUAUUUGUGUUGGACCCCACAGAGGGAUGGGACAGCUACGGGGAUUACUGCUUGUCCUGCCUCUUCGCGCAGGGGCUGCCCAGCCACGUGCUGGUGACUCAGGGGAUCUCGGAGCUGUCUGUCAAGAAGCGCACAGAGGCUCGGCGCGCUCUGUGCCGCGUGACGGAGUCUCGGUUCCCAGAGGCUCGGCUGUUCAGCCUCGACUCUGCCCCGGACUCCGCCCUGCUGCUGCGCCACCUCGCCUCUCAGAAGCAGCGGCGGCUGGCGUUCCGCUCGCGCAGGCCCUACCUGCUGGCACAGAGCGCCUGCUUUGAACCCGGGCCUGGCCCUCUGGGCACCCUGCGUGUCUCGGGGUACGUCCGCGGCAGAGCGCUCAACGUCAACCGGCUCGUCCACAUCGUGGGGCACGGAGACUUCCAGAUGAGCCAGAUUGAUGCCCCCCGCGACCCCCUGCCCAUGACGGCCAGGGGCACGAGAGGGGGCGACAUGGAAAUGCAGGAGGGGGAUGACGAGGUGAGGAUGCUGAUGAGGGCAGACCCCUCACGGCAGGAGAGCCUGCAGAUGGAGGCAGAGCCCGACCCCAUGGAGGGGGAGCAGACCUGGCCGACCGAGAGCGAGCUGAAAGAGGCGGAAGAAGCCCUGAAGCAGCGGAAGGUGGCACGGAAGGUGCCUAAGGGGACAUCGGACUAUCAGGCUUCCUGGAUCAUGGAGAAGGAAGGAGAGAGUGAGGGAGAGGAGGAGAGCAGCGAUGAGGAGGAGGAUGACAGGAUGGAGGAGCAAGAGGAUUUCAUGGAUGAGAUUGACUCGCAGGACGGUGAUGUGAGCGAAGGGGAGGAAGAGGAGGAGGAUGAAGAAGAGUGCGAGACGCUGACGGAGAGCGGGCGAGACGAUCAUUACGAUGAGAAGAUCGACGUGCAGGAGGAGAGGGAGAUGGUGGAGCGGUACAGGCAGGCGCGAUCCGACCAGAUGUUCCCAGACGAGGUGGACACGCCGCUGGAUAUUUCCGCCAGGGUCAGGUUCCAGCGGUAUCGAGGGCUGAAGAGUUUCCGCACCUCCCCCUGGGACCCCAAGGAGAACCUGCCGCGGGACUACAGCCGGAUCUUCCAGUUCCAGAACUUUGAGCGCACCCGCAAGCGUGUGUUCACCGAGGCCGAGGAGGAGGGGCAGGAGGGGGCUAUGGUGGGCUGGUAUGUGACAGUCCAUAUCAAGGAAGUCCCGCCCUCAGUGAUGGAGCAUUUCCAGCGAGGCAGCCCAUUAGUCCUCGUCUCCCUGCUGCCUCAUGAACAGAGGAUGUCGGUAGUGCACAUGUUGGUGCGGAGACACCCUGGGAACACGGAGCCAAUCAAAUCGAAGGAGGAGCUGGUGUUCCAUUGUGGGUUCCGCCGCUUUAGAGCGUCGCCAAUCUUCUCCCAGCACACCUCAGGAGACAAGCACAAGCUGGAGCGGUUUUUGAGGCCGAACACCCCUAUAGUGAUGUCAGUGUUCGCACCAAUCACCUUCCCUACUGCAGGAGUGCUGGUCUUCAAACAGAGAGCCAACGGAAUGCAGGACUUGGUGGCGACGGGCUCCUUACUGAAGGUGGACCCUGACCGUGUGAUAGUGAAGAGGAUUGUGCUCAGCGGACACCCCUUCAAAAUCCUGCGCAAGACCGCCGUGCUGCGUUACAUGUUCUUCAACAGAGAGGACGUGCUGUGGUUCAAACCGGUGGAGCUGAGGACUAAAUGGGGCAGACGGGGACACAUCAAGGAGGCCCUCGGUACUCACGGCCACAUGAAGUGUGUGUUUGACAACCAGCUGCCCUCCCAGGACACUGUCCUCAUGCACCUCUACAAGCGGGUGUACCCCCACUGGACAUUCGACCCACACGUCCCCGAGCCAGCGAGCUGGGUGAAGAACGAGGCUGUGGUCAACCCUGAGGAGAUCGAAAUGGAGUAGAGGGAGGAGGGGAGGAGGAGGAGGGGGGGGUGGUGGUGGUGAUCAACAUUGAGUGAACCACAGAGCCACACUGCUAGACUGAUCUAAAAAGAAGAAAAACACAUAUUGAACAAUCCCAGUGCUCGGCCCCCUACUGCCAGGAAGAGUGUACUGCAUUGUUGCAUACUUUAUUUUGUUGAGUUAAUUAGCAGAGAUUAGUAGCAACUGUCAAUCCUGCUCUUGGUUAUUCAUUGCAGUUCUUUAAUGGGGGUGAUAUGUGUGAGUGGUUAAUGGAAGUCCAGCCCCUGGUUCAAUUUCCAUGCAGCUGUACUUAGACUGGUCAUGUGCUGUCUUUCAUUUCAACUAAUGGAAAACAGUUCAGGUUGUAAAGUGUAUGCACGUGCAUGUGCAAAUUAGGUCUCCAGGAGAACCGGUGAAGAACUGAUGGCUUUAUUAGGCUGCUGGAAAAACCUGGAUUUGUGGAUCAGGUUACUGAGGAACGGGAGGUUCUUGUUGCCGCUGCUUAAGUGAAGGCGCGAGGGUUUGAGUGAUGUUUCUGUUCAUCGCACGCCAAGGAGUGAAGGCUUCAGUUUGCCUUGAAAGUUCUGACAGACAGGUGUGGCAAAAGGCACUGCGUCUGCACCAGUUAAAUAAAAGCAACCUCCUAGACACCACUCAUUUGAACCUCUGUAUAGAAAUUGUAUGGAUGUGUGUGAAUGUGUUUACAGGACAUUAAAUUAUUUCAUUUGAA